AUGGAGUUGUGGACAGUCAAGUGGUGCCGGGCUGGUUUGUCGCCAAAACUGACCAAACUGGAUGACUGGUUCAAAGGCGCAUGGAACAAAAAAUCCUUAAUAACGGGCAAGGGCCUGUUCACCUGCAACGGUGUGCUUGCUUUGCUCGAAAUUGACCAAUGGAAACGAGAGGGACGGAACCGAAGAGAGCAAAGCAAAUUCAGGAACCAGACCAUCCGUCAAACCCUGCGUUUGUACAUUGUUCUCCUCCAGGGCAACGCUAUGCCGAGGCGUACCGACCUACCUCGAACGCUCACCAUCGGUGUAAGCGGCACGCCGCACACCUCCCCUCACCUGCGGAAAGGACUCUUCAACCACACGAUCAUAGUCUCGCCCUUCGAAUCCUGA
This is a messenger RNA of Colletotrichum lupini, 387 nucleotides long. RefSeq lists its product as uncharacterized. The record is from RefSeq and is a predicted model, not a curated record. Bases 1 to 387 code for a protein of 128 amino acids. The transcript is spliced from 5 exons. Lineage: Eukaryota; Fungi; Ascomycota; Sordariomycetes; Glomerellales; Glomerellaceae.